AUGAGGUGGGUGGGGGCCAGGCCGGAGGGCCCCGGCGGGUCGCCAUCGUCGGGGAGCAGCAGCGAGGGGGAUGGCGGCGGCAGCGGGAGCUCGGGGGCGGAUCGCAGGGGCGGGGAUUCGGGCAGGGAUGAAGGGGGGAUGGGCACGCGCGCCGGGCAGGGGCGCUCCGCCGGCGCGAAGGCGGGCUUGAGCCAGUCCACGCUGGCGGGCUCCCGGGAGACCAAAAAGGCUGCGGUGGAGGGUGAUGGACAGGGCACCGGGCGCGGGCAGGUUGCUUCCGGGGCGUACGACGUCGAGAAGUGGGUGGCGGGGUCCGCGCCGCUGUUCGUCGAUGGGGGGGAUGACUGUACCCGUCAGGAGGGCGGGGCGGGGGGCGGAGGGUCAACGGGGGCGCCUCAGGAGGGCCGAGGGGACGGAUCGCCGCCAUCGCGGUCCAGGCCGGGCUCCGGCGGCUCGAAUGCAUCCAGGGAGUCGCGCGGAGUGGUCAAUCUGGGCGACCUGAGGGGGAUGCGCGACUUGGCCGAUUUGCGCAACUUCGCGCGGCGCAACGAGGAGGCCGCGCGGGGGGGCACCCCCCCCCGGGUGGCGGUCUUCAAGGAUGACUCCCGGCUGCCGCUGUCCGGGCGCGGGGAGGACCCAUGGGCGGGGUGCACGAGCAGGAGGCAGUCGCGCAGCGCCGGGGACGAGUACGAGUUGGAGGAGGGCGAAUGGCGCGGCCAGGGCCCGACGAAUACGCAAAAUCCUCGGUUUGUGGGGAUGGGCAUCCGAGGUGGGCUGCCCGUGGGGCACAGGCCCGCCGGCCUGCCCUACCCCGCGGUGCUGGUCAGCUCCUGCGGGGCGCACAUCAACACCGUGCCCGUGCAGCAGGGCCCCGUGGCGUGGGUGCCCAUGAUGGGCAGCGCGGACUGGCACGCCAACAGAUGGAUGCAGGGGGGGCCUGGUUGCGUGGGCAGGGGCGCGUACCCGGCGGCGGGCAUGUUUCUUGAGCCCGGCGAGGGCCCGGUGAACGGGUACUUCGCCCAGAGUGUCGCUCCCAACGUUGGGAGCGCGGAUUCCAUGCUCCCCCGCCACCUGAGGCCGCUGGCGGUGGGCCCCAGGGACCGCUACUGCCACGAGGCGGCGAUGAUGCGCCAGGCGGUGCAACUGCAGGGAUUUCAAGAGGCGCGGAUGGCGCAACAGGCCCAGCAGAAGGCCCAGCAGCAGCCCCAGCAGCAGCUCCACCAGAGGGGGCUGCCCAAGUCGAAGAGCAUGCCGCAGGAGAGGGGCUGGGCGAGGGGCAACCAAGGCCAGUUGCAGGAGCAAGGCGCCCAUUGCGGACAUGGGAAACGGGCUCGUCACCAAUCUGAAGCUGCACUCCACUAUGAGGCUGACAAUGCUGUGUACUCUCCUGGUCGUGAGCCUUCUGGUAGCAGCGCCAGCACACAUACCACAUCCGCAAGUUGUGGGAAGGCCAGGGAGGGACGUGGGCCAUCCCAAAGGAAAGCCAAGGACGAGGGACCGAAGCCUGCGCACCCUGUCAAGCCCGUCCCACUCACACUGUGGGCGAUCAUCCUGCACUACAUCUCCCUGCUCUUCUCUGACUACCCGGCCAAGGCACAUCGGCGCUGGCUGCGCGACCGCACGCCAGGUGGCUCAUCCCCGCCUGCUGCCUCCAAGCUCCCGGCCAUCGGUGGCAAGGCCACCAUCUACGAUGACGAGUUCUCAGACAGCGACUUCAGUGAGGACGAUGAUGAGCCCAUCUACAACGCAGGUCGGCGGAUCGCAAUCGGAAGCUAUACCCCAGAAGGGGAAAAUAGCACAUCAAGGAUGCCACCCUCUCGGGGCCUGGCCCCCCUGAAGAGGGUGUCCAGGAAGCGUAAUGGGGUAGCGGCAGAGCAGGCUGGAAGGUCAUUGCAUGAAGCAGAGCUAGGCUUUGGGGCCAAGAGGCCCUCUCCGGAUGUUAGCGAGAUGGCACGGCCACCGAGGGCUGAGGCGGAAAGGCGGGGCAAGGGGCGUCCAGAGGGGGGUGGGAUGGCGAAACGAAGCCAGGGCAAGGGCACCUUUAAGCUGGGGCGGUGCGCGUGGGGGCCGAGAGAAGGUGACUGGGAGGCGGGCGUGCUGAAAGCGGCAGGGAAGGGUGCGAGGGCAGGGUCGCUGACCGCAUGGGGCCGUGCAAACAGGAUUCGCUUGCGCCGGCGUCGCAGCCGGCUUGCCCGCCUGUGGGACGAGCUCCGCCACCCGCUCGCCACCCUGCGCCGCAAGUACCGAAGGUCCGCGCACAAGACGCGGCUGAUGGCAGCCAUCGACAAGCGGUCCUCAGGCACCUUCUCGGGCAUCUGGGACCGCAUCAUCAACGAGGUCUUCCUGUGGUCUCAGUGGGCGUUCGAGUUCGCCUCCCCCACGCGCGUGGGCCGCCGCCGCCUCUACUUCACGAUCAUCUUCCCCUUCGUGCUGCUCAUGGCGUUCUCGUUCAUGGCCGGGGAGUACCCGCUGUACUUGGAGCGCAAGGGAGAGCCGGUGGCCGCGGAUUACGACUUCGGGCCCUACCAGCUGUUCCGCUGGGUCUUCCACCGUGAGGCUUGGCGCAACUUCGACUCCGUCUUCCUGGUGGAGUGGGGGGCUCGCUUCAUACCCCGGCUGCCCGGCCACCCCACUCGCUGGCUCCAGUCCCUCCUCAUCCACGAAAACUUCUCCCACCUGGCCACCAACAUGAUGCUGUUUGUGAUCCUGUCGUGGAGCCUGGAGGGGAAGUACGGCUUCGUGAGGACCGCCGCCGUGUGCCUGACCUCCGGGCUCGCGGGCAACUUCCUCAGCGCGGCGGGGGAGGACCCCUGCGCCCUGGUGGUGGGCGCCUCCGGCUGUGUGUUCGGCCUGGCGGGUUUUUUCGUGGUGGACGCCGUGUUCGACUUCCGCCACGUGAUGUUCCCCUUCCUCCGCCUGCUGGGCUUCCUGGUGUUCCUGGUGGCCUUUGCCGCGUCGCUGGCCACGCAGAGCGAGACCUCCCACCUGUCCCACGUGGGGGGUUUCCUCACGGGCUGUGGGCUGAGUCUCGCGCUGCUGCGGCGGUUCUUCGACGAGCGGCUGGAGGCGACCAUGCCCUGGAUUGCCCUCACCACCCUGGCAAUAAUGUUCAUCCCCUUCCCGGUUGUUGUGUACCAGGACAUCCUGCCCGACAUCAGCUGCGACCUGGGGACGUGA
Molecule: messenger RNA, 3177 nt
Organism: Ostreobium quekettii
Lineage: Eukaryota; Viridiplantae; Chlorophyta; Ulvophyceae; Bryopsidales; Ostreobiaceae
Source: the annotation of a GenBank genome assembly